Molecule: messenger RNA, 3779 nt
Organism: Cuscuta campestris
Lineage: Eukaryota; Viridiplantae; Streptophyta; Magnoliopsida; Solanales; Convolvulaceae
Source: the annotation of a GenBank genome assembly
CCAAAUAAACUCCCUCCACUCUCGUCUACCCCACAUCCGGCGUCUCUUUAUAUGCACUUCCUUCUUGCACCUAAACUCCUCAACUGAGGAUUUCUGAUAAUAGCACUAGGGUUUUCUUUGCUGCUGUGCUUCAAAAACCCGUCAUUUCCCAGAAUCCCAGGAACUUAUUGUUAUUUUAUCUUUCAUUAUACAUUGUCUUUGCUGUGGCAGCCAUGGAAUUGGAGAUGGAAACAGUGAUCAGCGAACUAGAAAAGAAGGAGGUCCAGAUGAUCCAAUCAAUCGUUGGUUCUGAGGUUUCAGAAUCGGACGUCCAGAAAGCUCUCUCUUGCUGCAACCACAAUGCUGAUGCCGCCGUCAACUACAUCCUUGAUAACCAUCUGCCCUCCGAUGUUCGAAAGACGGUCACCGUCACAGGUGCCCGGAUUUCAGGCCCCAUAAAGGUGGAAAACAGAGAAGAGUUGAAAGAUUCGGAAUUUCCCGAGAAGGGUGUGAUUAAAAUCCCUAGUGUAGGGUCUGAUGAUUUUCGUACGAAGCUAAACGAACAGAAGGUGGAGAAAAACGAAGAGGAAAAACUGAAUAUUUCGGAAGUGGAAGUUGAUAGCAAGGCUAUAGUGGUUGCUGGACCUGCUCCAAGCUUUGAGAGCAGGGUGGUUGCGAAAGAAGAGUCACAAGAGGUUAUAUAUGUAGAACCAAUAUCGGUGAGGGCUCCUUUGAACCCUAAGAAAGAUAUGGAGAGAAUUCGGAAUAGGCCUCCAUUUGGGAAGGCUGAGAAGAAAGUGGAAAUGGCUCUUAGUGCCAUAUUGAUUGAGGAUGGAGAUUUUCCUGAUGAGGCCGAUUGGUUGUUGGUUGGGAGGAACAUUGUCACCGGGCUUUCAACUACAAAAGGAAGGAAGUUGGAGAACAAUGAGAUUGUUCACUUUGCUUUUCCUGGGCGCGAUUCAGUCAGGUAUUCUAAAGGUGCUUCGUCUAUUGUCAGGUUCUCAACCAAACGAUUCGGAGAGAUUGGCCGCCUUCCAAUGGAAUGGGCAAAAUGCCUUAUUCCACUUGUGAAUUCCACAAAGGUCAAGGUUCGUGGAAGAUGUGUAGCCGCACCAACUAAUCUUCAACUGAUGCAAGAGAUCAUGUUAUAUGUUAGUUUCUACAUUAACCGGUCGGUGUUCACCGUUGGUGACAAGUCAACUUGGAGGCUGGACUCCCCUUCAGAGAUUGACACCACAACAUACCCACUUUUAACUCUCUUUAAGCUGUUGAAAAUCAAUCCUUUUCAGCAGGCCGAUUUUAAACCAGAAGAUCUUGAUUCUCGCAAACGCUCCCUAAACUCUGAAGGUUAUUUGGGUGAAGCUGGAUUGGUCUUGCCUAUGACAAAACGGAUAAAAGGCUGCUCACAGAGCAGGGAGCAGGGAGAGAAUGAACAGACCAUUCCAGAAUCUACACUAAACAAACUUGUUGGUGCUGCAGAGAUGUAUGACCUUAAGGAAAUGGAGCCUCCCGGAACACUUGUGUGCAGCCUGAGGCCCUACCAGAAGCAGGCUCUUUACUGGAUGUCUGAAUUGGAGAAGGGAACUGAUGCAGAGCAAACGACCAAAACCUUGCAUCCGUGUUGGGCAGCAUAUAGAAUUUGUGAUGAGAGGGGCCCUGCUAUUUAUGUGAACAUUUUCUCUGGCGAAGCAACUACCGAAUUUCCUUCUGCGUCUGAAACAGCACGAGGAGGAAUUUUAGCAGAUGCAAUGGGCCUUGGGAAAACUGUAAUGACUAUUGCUCUAAUACUUGCAAGACUGGGAAAGGGUAUCCCUGAUAAUCUAGAGCCUCUUGUUGAGGAUAUGGCUAUUGUUAAGCAUUCGAAUAGCAGUGGGGAUGGCAAUGCAAAUAACAGAAGGGUUAAAGGUGGCACUCUCAUAGUGUGUCCUAUGGCAUUACUUGGUCAGUGGAAGGAUGAACUUCUAGCCCAUUCAAAGCAGGAUAGCAUUUCUGUUUUUGUUUAUUAUGGUGGCACCAGAAGCAGUGACCCUAGAGCUAUAGCAGAACCAGAUGUGGUCUUGACAACAUAUGGCAUCCUAACUGCUGCAUAUAAGUCUGACGUGGAUAAUAGCAUUUUUCAUAAAGUUGAUUGGCAUCGAAUCGUUCUCGAUGAAGCACACACUAUAAAGUCAUGGAAAACUAUGGGAGCUAAGGCUGCAUUCACAUUGUCUGCAUAUUGCAGGUGGUGUCUUACUGGUACUCCUCUUCAGAAUAAUGUUGAAGAUCUUUACAGUCUCCUGUGUUUCUUGCAUGUUGAGCCAUGGUGUAAUUGGGCAUGGUGGAACAAAUUAAUACACAAACCUUAUGAGAAUGGUGAUCUGAGAGCACUAAAACUGAUCAAGGCAAUUCUCAGGCCACUAAUGCUAAGGAGAACAAAGGAAACAAAGGACAAGGAAGGAAGGCCCAUUCUUGUGUUGCCACCAACUGAUAUUCAAGUCAUUGAGUGUGAACAGUCAGAAGAAGAGCGUGAUUUCUAUGAUGCCCUCUUCAAGAAAUCAAAAGUCCAGUUUGAUCAGUUUGUAGCACAAGGCAAAGUUCUUCACAACUAUGCAAACAUUCUUGAGUUGCUCCUUCGCUUGAGGCAGUGUUGUAACCACCCUUUCCUUGUAAUGAGUCGCGGUAAUACAGACAAAUAUGCAGACUUAAGCAAGCUGGCACGACGGUUCCUAGAAAUGAACCCAGAAUCUGCCUCUCAGCAGUUGCCCACUCGAACCUACGUAGAAGAGGUUGUUAAUGAGAUUCGUAAAGGCGAGAACACAGAGUGUCCCAUAUGCCUUGAGUCUGCAGAUGACCCAGUGCUCACACCCUGUGCACAUAGAAUGUGCAGAGAAUGUCUUUUAUCAAGCUGGCGAUCCCCAGCUGGUGGGAUGUGUCCAAUCUGUCGCCGGACGCUGAAUAAAAAUGAACUGAUCACCUGUCCAUCUGCAAAUAAGUUCAGAGUUGAUGUUGAGAAGAACUGGAAGGAGUCUUCAAAGGUGAAAAAACUAUUGGAUUGCUUACAGUGCAUAAGCCGGUCUGGUUCUGGCGAAAAAAGCAUUGUUUUUAGCCAAUGGACAUCAUUUCUAGAUCUUUUGGAGAUUCCUCUGAAAAGAAAUGGGAUUGGGUUUCUAAGAUUUGAUGGGAGAUUGGCACAGAAACAAAGGGAAAACAUUUUGAGAGAGUUCAGCGAGACUCACGAGAAAAUGGUUAUGCUCAUGUCUCUGAAAGCUGGAGGAGUGGGUUUGAAUUUGACAGCAGCCUCAAAUGUCUUUCUAGUGGAUCCAUGGUGGAAUCCUGCAGUUGAAGAACAGGCAAUAAUGAGAAUCCAUCGGAUCGGCCAGAAGCGAACGGUUUGCGUUCGGAGGUUCAUUGUUAAGGACACUGUGGAAGAAAGGAUGCAGCAAGUGCAAGCUAGAAAGCAGAGGAUGAUCGCCGGAGCCCUGACUGAUGAAGAAGUCCGGUCGGUCAGACUGGAAGAGCUGAAGAUGCUUUUCCGAUGAGGUUUCAUGAUCAAGUCCUUCUUGUUUCAAUGUGGGGGGGUGGAUAGAAUCUGCAGAGUGGACUACACUGCAUUUUGUUUAGUACUACUGUGUGUACUAUGCGAUAUUCCACCAAAUUUUUGUAAAAAAAAAGGUAGUAAUAGUCUAAUAGGUAGUGGUGACUGGUGAAUGGACUUAGAUUGUCCAUCAAUUUAAUGAUGGCUUCCUCUUUUGUACGAACAAUGGUAUUAGUUCAGGCUGUUCGGCGCAGUACAUGCACCUUCGCAUUAUUAGACUGCAUAU